Messenger RNA from Onychomys torridus (southern grasshopper mouse), 903 nucleotides. Its product is annotated as putative vomeronasal receptor-like protein 4. Bases 1 to 903 code for a protein of 300 amino acids. Gene Ontology annotation, cellular component: membrane. Gene Ontology annotation, molecular function: pheromone receptor activity. Gene Ontology annotation, biological process: G protein-coupled receptor signaling pathway. The transcript has a single exon. Lineage: Eukaryota; Metazoa; Chordata; Mammalia; Rodentia; Cricetidae. The record is from RefSeq and is a predicted model, not a curated record.
AUGAUCUGGAGUGACCUCAUCCAGAAAAUAAUUUUCCUUUCUCUUAUUGGACUUGGAAUUUUAGGAAACAUCCUUUUAUUUAUGAGACAUGUACAUAUGAUUAUCAUGGGUUCUGAGAAAAAACCGAUAGACCUUAUCUUCACUCAUCUGGCGAUUUCAAACAUAAUCAUUCUUUGUACUUCAGGGAUCAAAUACAUAACCACAGACCUUCAUUUCAAAACUGUUCUGGGUGAUGCAGGUUGUAAAACUUUGGUUUAUCUGGGAAGGGUGUCCCGGGGCCUCUCCAUCUGCACUACCUGUCUCCUCAGCGUGGUUCAGGCUGCCACCAUCAGUCCCAGGACUUCCUUGUGGAGAAAGCUCAAACCACAGACCCCAUGGCAAGUUCUUCCCUUUCUCCUCCUCCUUUGGAUCUUUAAUGUUCUCAUAAGCUCCAACUUGCUUUAUCACAUCACAGCAGGCAGCAGUCUGAACAUGUCUAGAGCUGGGCUAUACAGUGAAUAUUGCUAUAUGCUGCCAUCCAGGUACACAGUUAAAUGGCUUUUUCUGUCUCUCAUGGCUCUUCGUGAUGUCACCUUUCAAAGUCUCAUGGGCUGUAGCAGUGGGUACAUGGCUCUCCACCUGUAUAGACAUCACAAGCAUGUCCUCUACCUUCACAGCUCCAGGUUUGCAAAUAGUGCCAGCCCAGAAGUCAGAGCUACAUGGAGUGUGCUCAUUCUUAUGACCUGUUUCCUCCUCUAUUACUUGGGAGAUUUCAUUUCUUCCUUCUACAUUGGCUCUGUCUUCACACUUGAUUCCAUAAUACUAAAUGCUAAAUUGUUUCUAGGAGUUGGCUACGCUGCUCUCAGCCCCUUUAUCCUGAUAAUAAAGGAUUUCCACUUGGCCAGCUGCUGGCAUGCUCACUGA